UGAAGCCCCCACAUGUGCAUGAAAAAGCACAAAAGAUGACCAUUGAUGACACAAAGCUGAACAUCGGGUUAAGCACGGAAGUCUCUGCUAAAUCUCUCAGCCAGGAACAUCAAAAGCAAAAUGCAGAUCCAGAACCUCAAGCUCAAUCAAAUAUGAAAGUGAAAAUGCAACACGAAAUUUUGGAUAACCAUCAAAAGAUACAUGGGUUUCUCAAGGAUGGUAGUGAAGGACUUCAUAGGCAUAUGGAACUGCAAAAAAUCGAGAUAAAACCUCUAGUAGAUGAUGGAAAUGUGCCAGUUGAUGAUGAUACACCAUUCUUACAUACAGGACCUUGUGGGAAAGAGGAAGAAAGUAAUUUUGAGAAGAAUGAUAUGAUUGGUAGCCAAUGCAUUGAAGGAUUAUCAAAAGUUUUAGCUGGUGAUGCCACUGUUUUCUCCCAUUCCCCUUGUGCUGAUUCCAGUGCCUGCAGAAUCCAGAGUAGUUUUGGACUGCCAGAUCAUCAGCUACCCUGUGCUGAAGGUGUCUCUGAAUCUUCAGAAAAAGUCAAAGUAGUGGAAUCUCAUAUCUACGAUAAUAGUCAAACUUCCGUCACAAACUUAGAGAGUCAAGCCAGGUUUAUGGGGGUUGGAUUGUCUGAAGAAUUCCAGAAAAAUUGUGAAGAGAACGUGGACAGUACAAAUGAUCAAAAUGAUAAUGCGAAUGAAGAACAAGGAUCUUUUGUACUUCCCUUGAAACUUGCAGAGCAGGUUGAUAAUGGCUUUCACAGACUGCAUGACAGCAGCACAGAAUCAUCUAUUGAAGAUCCGGAGAAUUUAGUUUUCUAUGGUAGUCUCACAGCUAGUCAUGGUGGCACUUCUCUGGCAGGUGAUCAUGCUGCAGAGGAAGAUUCUUGCAAAAAAAAAGGAGCAAAUGAAAAUGAUGAGUUAUUGGUGGGUGCUGAGCACACGAUGAGUAUUAAUGAACAGCCAGAAGUUCAUGCUGUAGAGCAAGUUGCUCAUGAAAAGGAAGGAGCAAUUGAAAAUGAUGACUUACUGCUAACUGAACUUUGCAGUUCUGGAGGUGAACACCAGGAUAAUGCUCUGAUGAUUAAAUAUUCUCCCCUCAUAUGCCAGCAUGCUUGUGGAGUCCAGUUGAACAGCUCUACUGUUCUUUGCCCUGUACUUCCAUCAGAGAAUGUUCACCAAUCUGUCGAAGCUAAAAGAGUAGAAGUUCUAUAUGCAGAGGAAAUAGUUGAAAAUUCUGCCUUCUUUAGUGAUCAACAGUCAACUGACAACAUGUACCUCCCUGGUCAAGUUGAUGGUUUUAAUCUGGGAUCUUCUUUGAUUGUGAACAGAGAUCAAAAACUGCUUGCAGCAACUGAUGUUACUUCUGCUUCCUUUGUUGGUCUAGGAAAUGAUCCUUGCAGUGGGAUCAAAGAGGAAGAUAGAUAUGUUUCAAUUCCACUAGUAUCCGCGGUUCAAGAUGGAGAUGAUGAUACACUAAUGGAGAUGGAGUGUGAUGAUGAGGAAGAAAAUCAAAUACUUUUGUCAGUGAAGAAUGCUUCUGUCAGUUUAAUGACAGGAAGGCCACUUCCUGAUACACUGACAGGAAUAGAGUUAUCGUCAAGGGAAGUGGAUACCUCAUCUCAUGAAGAUAGCCGUAGUGGUUCCUUUGGACAACACCAGAAAUUGAAGGACUGUAACCUGCCUGAUGUCUCUGUACACGUUGAAGAUCCAUCUUGGCAAGAUGAUGUAGAUCAAACAAAUGAAGAAUUUCAUAGUUUUGAUAAUGCUAUGAAGAAUUCUUCCGCUGUGGUUGGACAACAGCAGCUGUUGGAUGGCAAUUCAUCCAUUGAUUGCUCACUCAAGAUGAAGGGGUUGGCUGGGGAUGAUAACUUAUCCUUGGCUUCUAAUCAAAAUGCACAGUCUGGUUAUCAGCCUGAGCUUCACAGUCCCUGCUUCAUAUUGGAACCUGAUUCACAGGCUCAUCAAGUAUUGUCUUCAAAUAUUGAGAUAUCCACUGUGGACAACUGUCUUAAAGAACCAAAGAGAUGUUUUAUGAGUAGUGGUAGUCUGUACGAAGAUGAUGUCCCUAGAAGCGAAUGUUUAAAGGCUGAUGUUUGUUCCCAAGUAGAACCUGUCCAGAAAGAUAAUUUUGGCAAUGUAGGAAUAAGUUCUGAAGAUGCUAAUGUGGAGGGCGUGUUGUCAGUCUCAGUUGAAAAACAUCAGUCAAAUAUUUACAAUGCAUCACUGGAAGAUGAUGGUGCUGUGGAUGUCAACAGAGAUGAAUUUUCUAUAGCAGAAAGAGUUGAUGUUAUGGUUUCAUCUUGGCAGUCAAGUGAAGAAGUGGGUUUGGAUGUCAAAAACAAUCGAGCAGAACUGCCUGUAAAAAACCAAUGCAUAGAAGCUAGUCAGUUGAAAAGUAGCAUUUUGCCUGAAAAGGCUGAUUCUAGUAUUCCAACAGAAAGUUUUACUUGUGAUGUCCAGAGGCAGCACCAACUUGGUAGUACCUUAAAUUCCAGCAAGGAUACAACCACAUCAGUCCAAGGGGAAAUCUGCAAGAAAGAUGGGAAACAAGAAUCUGCCAUAGUGAAACCUCCACCAGAUGCUGCUCCGUUCUCUGAGGAAUGGUUAGCAGCAUUCGAAGCUGCUGGGGAGGAAAUUCUUACAAUGAAACACGGUGCCGUCCAACAUUCCCCUCCUGACAAGACUCUACCUGAACCCAGUCCAUGGUCACCGGUGAAGCGAAAAAAUAAUCAGGCAAUUGGACCAUUUGACUGUACAAAGUUCAGUAAUAUCUGCAACAGCAUUCCUGAAUCCAGUUCUGAAUAGUCAACCCAUAACUCCUCUAGUCAUUCUUCUGUCUCUAACCAUUGCCAUUUCCUACCACGUGAGGGAGGAAAAAUACAUCUACUAAUUCAUUCAUUUUCUAUCUUCUUGUUCAUCUCUACCUGUAGUGAGGAAUAAUUGCUCGGAGUUCAUGUACUCGUGUUCUCAAUGAGAAAUUGUUCUGCUUCUUGCAGCCAGGAGGAGAAUACAAGGCUAUGUCAUUGCAAUUUUAA
Molecule: messenger RNA, 3040 nt
Organism: Eucalyptus grandis
Lineage: Eukaryota; Viridiplantae; Streptophyta; Magnoliopsida; Myrtales; Myrtaceae
Exons: 4
Coding region: 36-2810 (924 amino acids)
Molecular function (GO): microtubule binding
Source: RefSeq, a predicted model, not a curated record